UCGCCCGCCGCCUCCAAGCUUCGAGGUUCGAGGGACUCUGUGAGCUCGGCGUGCGCAGCGGAAGUCUCUCUCGGCAUCGUCGCAUUCAAUGGAGCAGAGCCUCGAUAACGGCUCCGGCGUCUUGCAAUCGCUUGCUAUGACUGUGUACCGAAGAAUUGGAGGUUGUGUUUGUUCGGGACUGGUUACAGGUUGCUGAAUUAUGUGCAAUCUUCCCUUCAGGAAUGCAAUCGAUGAAUUAUUGAAGCAGUGGAGUGUUGUUCUAUUUUUUAGAGCUUUGGAGCGACUAGUGUUUGGCUGUCGUAUAAUCUCUCCCACACGGCGAUUUUCUGGUCUUGAAGAAUCCUGAAUAAGAUGGAGGAAGGCAUGGAUCGUAGAAGGGGACUUUCUAGAUAUGAGGACAGCAGUGAUGAGGAGGGGAGGCGACGAGAUCAUGAGAAAAAAAAGAGCAAAGACAAGGAGAAAAAACCUCUCAGACACAAGAAGGGGAAGUCAUCUAAGGGUGAACACAAAAAGUCGAGGGACGAGAGGAAAAGGAAGCACAGAAGCAAGUAUUCAAGUGAUGAUGGUUCUUCCGACUCCGAGAUCAGCGAGGACAGGAGGAAGAAGAGAAAGCACAAGAGCAGGCACAUAAGCGACGAUUCUUCUGAUUCUGAGGCCAGCGACGAAAGGAGGAAGAAGAGAAAACACAAGAGCAGGCACGUAAGUGAUGAUUCUUCUGACUCCGAGACCAGCGAUGACAGGAAGAAGAAGCGUUUGCUGAAGGAGGCCAAAAAGUUGAUUAAAAAGCACAAGUCAAAAACAAGCAUCGUUCCUAUGGAGCCUGCACCUGCUGGUUUAAAGGUUGACAACAUAUCGGAUGAAGACUAUUUUGCAAAAAGCGUGGAGUUUGCAAUGUGGCUGAAGGAGGCGAGGGGUCUCUUCUUCUCCAACUUAAGCUCAGAGGAAACGCACAAGUUGUUUGGUACUUUUGUGGGAAUAUGGAAUGCCGGCAAAUUGAGUGCCAAGUACUAUCAGGGCAUAAAAGCUGCCCCACGAACGUCUCAUAAGUGGGGAAUCAAGUUGGACACCAAUGAACAUGCUCUUCUCGGUAAGGAUGAGGAUGACAUAAUACAAGAGAAGAAGCUACAAAAGUUGGAGAGGAAAAAGUACAAGAAAGAUCAAGAGGUGUUGAUGGAUGAACUGCUUCCAAAAGCUACUGGCCGGGAGGCGAUGUUAGAGAAGAAAGCUCUUCGUCGCGAACAGGCUCGUGCUCGUGAGGAUAGUCCUGAAAAUUUUAAGGAGAAAGAUGUGAUGGGUGGAGGAGAUGACUUUCAGCAAAGACUAGCAAGAGAACGGGCUUGGAGAGAGAAAAAAGCGGCAGCAAAAACUGAAGUUUAUAUGGAGAAAAGGAACGCAUUUGAAGAAAAAGAGGCAGCUGCCAUGAACCAAUUCAAAGCAAUGGUGAAUAUGUCAGGUGGAAAGAUAAUUAUUCCCAAGCGGAACGACGCCACUUGAUUUCCAAUUCGUUCAUGUCAGCUUUCAGGCUCUCUGAAGAGUGUUACGAGUAUCAGGACAUGUCGUUCAUGUUUUUUUUUUAAAUUGAAAACAUCAUAUUGCAUAACCUCUACAGCUCUUUCGACGAACAAAUAUACGGGAAUGAGGAUGCCCGACAAAGCUUGUAGUUUACGAAAUCAGCCGUUGUGCUGGAAAGAGGAAGCGUCGUUGCCAGCUUAGAAAGUUGGCGAGGUCUAUGAGUUAGGCCUCGAGUUUUUGAUGGAUGAGUUACUACGACCUAUUGUUCAAUGGACUGUCUUGAGCAAUAAAUAGGUUGCUAUGAGUUACGUGGCGCUAGACAAGAUGUGAUGUGCUAGCAACUGCAGUAUAUAAAUGCUCAGUUCUCACUCUUCUUGCCCCUCCGCCUUUCAGCUGCCAACAACUGUAUCUUAGUAGCUUUGAGUCAUCUUAUGCUCUUUGUUUAUGAUCCUGCUGCAGAGGCGGUUGGUCGUAAGCCCGAUCUGACCAACAUGUGCAUUUUUCUAAAGUUGGUAACAUCAGCGACGCUCCAUGUGGAAGGAUAAAA
Molecule: messenger RNA, 2059 nt
Organism: Physcomitrium patens
Lineage: Eukaryota; Viridiplantae; Streptophyta; Bryopsida; Funariales; Funariaceae
Source: RefSeq, a predicted model, not a curated record